AGGUUAAACCAAAAGAACAAAAGCCAAACGAACAGCCAAACAUCGUUCGCCUUGGCCCUUGCCUUGGAUUUUAAUAAUCGCUACUUGUCAAUAUCACAAACUCACCACUAUAAAUAUUGAAACGUAAUCUUCCAAGCCGGCUCGUGCAUUCGCCUCGUGAUCUCUCUCUCUCUCUCUCUCUCUCUCUCUCUGCAAUGGCGAGUUUUUCAGCUUCGUCGAUCUCAAUGCACUCCCGUCCUCGCCCUUCGCAUCAGAGCUUGGCAAGCACCACAGUAUCUGGUUCGAAGUCAGUUUCAUUUUCUAAUCAAGGAAGAGGCAUGUCAUUUAGGAUGCGCCCACUUGUGUCUCGCUUUCGGGUUUCUUGUGCUGCCAAACCAGAGACAGUGGACAAGGUGUGCGCAAUAGUUCGGAAACAACUGGCUCUACCAGAUGACUCGCCAGUUACUGGUGAAUCAAAAUUUGCAUCUCUUGGUGCUGAUUCACUUGAUACGGUUGAGAUCGUGAUGGGACUGGAGGAGGAAUUCAGUAUCAGUGUGGAAGAGGAGAGUGCCCAGAGCAUCGCAACUGUUCAAGAUGCCGCAGAUCUCAUUGAGAAGCUCAUUGAGAAAAAGAGUGCUUAGAAAAAGCAAAUCAAAAUAACUACUGGAGACCGGAAGGUUUUGCCAAUUUUGACAUUAGAUGGAGUUUCCAGAAAUCUUGUUUUAAACUUAUUUUCUCUUCUCAUCGUUAAGCUUUGGUAAGUUAUCCAUUUUCUUCAUGUUUGAGAGAGCUCAAGUCUGCAUGAUACCAAUUUGGUUAGGCUCUCGCAUGGUAGCUGGAGAAUAAUUAGAUCACGAAAUGGUUUGUGAUGUUAAGCAUUUGCAAUUUAAAAAAUUGUACUGGGAUCCUUUUUUGUUCCACUUAGCACCAUUAAGUCCUGUAAUUAAUUACAUGUGUAUUUAGUGGGUUACGACUUACAAAUCAAUAGACAUAAGAAGGAUCGUUUAUUAA
This is a messenger RNA of Malania oleifera, 990 nucleotides long. RefSeq names its product acyl carrier protein 1, chloroplastic-like. NCBI's taxonomy places the organism in Eukaryota, Viridiplantae, Streptophyta, Magnoliopsida, Santalales, Ximeniaceae. Bases 195 to 620 code for a protein of 141 amino acids. Gene Ontology annotation, biological process: fatty acid biosynthetic process. The transcript has 4 exons. The record is from RefSeq and is a predicted model, not a curated record. Gene Ontology annotation, molecular function: phosphopantetheine binding; acyl carrier activity.